Messenger RNA from Suillus subaureus, 861 nucleotides. RefSeq lists its product as uncharacterized. The record is from RefSeq and is a predicted model, not a curated record. NCBI's taxonomy places the organism in Eukaryota, Fungi, Basidiomycota, Agaricomycetes, Boletales, Suillaceae. Bases 177 to 812 code for a protein of 211 amino acids. The transcript is spliced from 6 exons.
CUCCCUCUGUCUUUCCCCUGAUGAAAGUCAUCUUGUUUGCGCAGUAAAUAACUACUCGGUUCGCAUCCGGGACCUCGAGACCAAUCAGCUGGUCGGAGACCCACUCUUGCAUGACGACGAAGUCACAGCUGUUGUCAUUUCCCCUAAUGGAAAAUAUAUUGCCAGUGCUGGAAAAGAUGGGAAAGUCUACAUAUGGUGCAUGGAUGCAGCUCUUAAACAGUACAGGCGAUGAUCAUAGCGCAGAUGAGAGCAAUGCAAAACCCAAUGCGAAGCUCAAGGAACGUGCGGCUCAACUGGGACAUGUACACCAAACAGUUCUCAAUGACAGAAGCUUUGCGAAAUAUGGCAAGGACUUCUGGGACGCUGAUACCAACACCGCGCCUUGUCGCGCAGCCACUCCUGUGAACCUAUUGUCUUCCCUUCACUGGCGCAGUUUGUUUGGUUCACUGCGUUUCAGUACUCGAUCUGCAGAUACGCUGCAAUCGAUACCGCUCCAGCCCAGGCAUUGGAAUUUCAACCUGUUUCCUGUAGGAAGCUCUAUACGCACCGUUGAUAGAAUUGCCAUUGCCCCUCCCACCACAGCAGAACUGGCCGCAGCAGAAGCAGCUGCAGCUAUGCGACCUACGAAUGGCAACAAGGCUGGCAGUUCGACGCCACCAGGUCAACCUCGGGCUCUGCCGAGGACACAAGUGUCUCAAGGACAACCGGCGAAAACGCAAGGUGCAGGUAGUGAGAUGGGAGAGGUUUCUUAUGAAGUUAGGUGCUGCGGAUUGUUAUUUAGUUGUGGUCGUCCUACCUCGCGUCAGUCAUGAGGUCAUCUUGAAACUCUCUGUUGUUCGAUAAUUUUUGCUCUUGCCCCUU